This is a messenger RNA of Racocetra persica, 134 nucleotides long. The record is from the annotation of a GenBank genome assembly. Lineage: Eukaryota; Fungi; Glomeromycota; Glomeromycetes; Diversisporales; Gigasporaceae.
AAAUUUUUGAAGAAUUAAAUAUUAAAACAGAUCUUAAACAACAAGAAAUUCAACAAAAUAAUCUUAAAAUCAUUAACAACAAACAACAAAAACUCGAUAAAAUUGACAAUUUUGAAUAUGUUGAAGAUAUAUAA